Eublepharis macularius is the source of this 686-nucleotide messenger RNA. RefSeq names its product NADH:ubiquinone oxidoreductase subunit S5 (gene NDUFS5). NCBI's taxonomy places the organism in Eukaryota, Metazoa, Chordata, Lepidosauria, Squamata, Eublepharidae. The record is from RefSeq and is a predicted model, not a curated record. The transcript is spliced from 4 exons. The coding region runs from base 160 to 480 and encodes 106 amino acids. Gene Ontology annotation, biological process: mitochondrial respiratory chain complex I assembly.
GCGAUUCGAGUGUCGUAAAAGCAAGUGGUUCGUGUGACGGCAGCGAUGUCGUAAAAAGCCUGCAAGGGCAAGGAGAGACGGAACAGCCCCCAUACAGGAUCAGUUCCCAUCUUUUGCAGCUCCUACUGGCUUCGAAUAACAGAGGUGGAGUAAGUAGCCAUGCCGGUCCUGGAUCUCCAGGACAAGCUGGGUAUUGACAUCGACAGAUGGUUCAGCAUCCAGACCACCAAGCAGCCCAACCAGCGGGCUUCCCUAUGCCACGCCUUUGAAAAAGAGUGGCUGGAAUGCGCCGAUGGCAUCGGGUACACUCGAGCCAAGACUGAGUGCAAACUGGAGAAGGACGACCUCACGGAAUGCCUCAGUAGGGUCAAAAUGAUGCAACGGAUGAGAGCGAUUCUAGAUCAGAGAAAGAAGCUGAUAAAGGAAGGGAAAUACACCCCACCUGACUACCACACCGGGAAACUGGACGCCGAUCCUUGAACGUCUGCUGUGGACCCUCACGUUAGCAGAACUGGAAGUACUUCACUGCCUGGCGGCUCGGAGUUGGGAUAUUUUUCCUACCAGCGUAGUCAGUGUGUGUGAGAGAGAAUAUUGGCUUUUGUUCCCGCCCUUUUGAUGCUCGGCUCUGGUCCUGUGUAUGGUGUUGUCUGUCACUGGCUGGAAUAAAAAUCUUUCCCAGCUCUUAA